Molecule: messenger RNA, 1008 nt
Organism: Neomonachus schauinslandi (Hawaiian monk seal)
Lineage: Eukaryota; Metazoa; Chordata; Mammalia; Carnivora; Phocidae
Gene: RIMS3
Product: regulating synaptic membrane exocytosis 3
Exons: 6
Coding region: 27-953 (308 amino acids)
Biological process (GO): regulation of membrane potential; regulation of synaptic plasticity; positive regulation of synaptic transmission
Cellular component (GO): cytoskeleton of presynaptic active zone; presynaptic membrane
Molecular function (GO): small GTPase binding; transmembrane transporter binding
Source: RefSeq, a predicted model, not a curated record
CCUGAGGCCUUGCCGCCCCUCGGACCAUGUUUAACGGAGAGCCGGGUCCGGCCUCGGCCGCGGCCUCCAGGAAUGUGGUUCGGAGCUCCAGCAUCAGUGGUGAAAUCUGCGGCCCCCAGCAGGCUGGGGGUGGGACCGGGACCACCACGGCCAAGAAGCGGCGCAGCAGCCUUGGGGCCAAGAUGGUGGCCAUUGUGGGCCUGACCCAGUGGAGCAAGAGCACGCUGCAGCUGCCCCCGUCUGAAGGGGCCACCAAGAAGCUGCGCAGCAACAUCCGGCGGAGCACAGAGACGGGCAUCGCGGUGGAGAUGCGGAGUCGGGUCACACGCCAGGGCAGCCGGGAGUCCACAGAUGGGAGCACCAACAGCAACAGCUCCGAGGGCACGUUCAUUUUCCCCACCACUCGGCUUGGGGCUGAAAGCCAGUUCAGUGAUUUCCUGGAUGGGCUGGGGCCAGCCCAGAUUGUGGGGCGACAGACAUUGGCGACGCCACCGAUGGGGGACGUGCACAUUGCCAUCAUGGACCGCAGUGGCCAGCUAGAGGUGGAAGUGAUUGAGGCUCGGGGCCUGACCCCCAAACCAGGCUCCAAAUCCCUCCCAGCCACCUAUAUCAAGGUUUACCUGCUUGAGAACGGGGCCUGCUUGGCCAAAAAGAAGACAAAGGUGGCCAAGAAGACCUGUGACCCCCUGUACCAGCAGGCUCUGCUCUUCGAUGAGGGGCCCCAGGGCAAGGUGCUGCAGGUGAUUGUCUGGGGAGACUACGGCCGCAUGGACCACAAAUGCUUCAUGGGCAUGGCCCAGAUCAUGCUGGACGAGCUGGACCUGAGUGCCGCGGUCACGGGCUGGUACAAACUCUUCCCCACGUCCUCAGUGGCAGACUCUACACUUGGAUCCCUCACCAGGCGCCUGUCCCAGUCCUCCCUGGAGAGUGCCACCAGCCCCUCGUGCUCCUAAGGACCUCAGAAGAGGCCGGGAGGCAGUGUGGGAAGGGGUGCCUGACGGCCCCUCC